GGUCACCAACCAUCUAGUACCUCUUUUUCUCAAAAACACAUUUCCUCAAGUAAGAAGCCAUUCUGUUUGCCUCUAUAUGAAGACCAACUAUAUAAUGACUUUUUUUGCUCGCGUUGCAUCGCUGUCCCGUAUUCUUCUUUUUUCACGCCGUGACAUUAUUUAACAUCACUCAGAGAUGUCUUCCGUCCAAACACAUCCUGCUGUCCAGCAAGCACAAGACAAGGCGGGUUACUACCUUAGCCAGCUCGAUAAGGAGCUCUCCAAGUAUGGCCCUGCCAACACGUUUGAGCAGAAAACGCAAAUUCCCAAGACUUAUGGUGCAAUUGGAGUGGCCCUUGUGGUGUUGGUUUCUCUUUUCAUCAACACCCUGGCUCAUUCCAUCUCGAACUUGGUUGGGUUCGUCCUUCCCGCGUUUCUCUCCGUCAAGGCCAUCGAAUCUCCCGGUCACGAGGAUGACGUCCAAUGGUUGACAUAUUGGGUUGUCUUCGGAACUUUCACUGUUGUCGAGUCUGUGGCAUUGCGCCUCGCUCUGUACUACCUCCCAUUUUACUUUGUGUUCAAGACCAUUUUUAUCCUUUGGCUCCAACUACCAGCAACCAAGGGUGCCCGCACGUUGUACUUCAGUAUCCUCAAGCCAGUAUUGGCUAAUAAUGGUCGACUCGGCCCUGUAGGAGCCCAGUGAUCGUGGAUAACUCCCUGGAAGUGAUUUCUAGUGCAUUCC
Messenger RNA from Cantharellus anzutake, 721 nucleotides. RefSeq names its product TB2/DP1, HVA22 family-domain-containing protein. The record is from RefSeq and is a predicted model, not a curated record. NCBI's taxonomy places the organism in Eukaryota, Fungi, Basidiomycota, Agaricomycetes, Cantharellales, Hydnaceae. The transcript is spliced from 5 exons. The coding region runs from base 176 to 682 and encodes 168 amino acids.